This is a messenger RNA of Gongylonema pulchrum, 444 nucleotides long. Lineage: Eukaryota; Metazoa; Nematoda; Chromadorea; Rhabditida; Gongylonematidae. The record is from the annotation of a GenBank genome assembly.
AUGCGCUACUAUUACCGAAGCCGACCGAAUAGUCGAUGUGGAGAUACCCUUAACGCUGACGAUGUUGGAACGCAUGUUGCACUGGAAUUGCUCAAUGGAUCCCUGGGUGUCCGGACGCGAUUAGGUGGCAAAAAAGUGUAUUCGAGUAAUAUCGAGGAUAAAAUUGACGAUAAUAGAAUUGCAAUCGAUGGCGUGGAAAAAGCUAAAUUCGACGUUGAAAAUCGUUUCGAUCAUCCGCUUCUCGCCGACGCAUUGAUUUUGGGCAGCAGUGACAGUUCGCCGGAGGGCACAUUUUCAACGAAUGAUUACUUUAAAGGGACGCUGCAAGACGUACGAAUUAACGAUCGCGUGGUACCGUUGACUGAACUGCCUGCUGACGUCGAAGCUCAACAGUUCGGUGUUCGCGUUAAAGAAGAAAACAUUUUACAGACUCGCCAAGCGUAA